AUGUGAUCACACGCUUUAAAGAAGCCGAUAAACGAUUCAGACCCUGUUCAUACGAUACCGGAGUCAUUUCAUACAAAGCCGCUAAGCAAAACCUGGCAUAAAACCAUGAAUCUCCGGCCGGAGCAGUAGAGUAUCGGGUUAUGCUCCCAUUCUUCUUUCGCAGAGGACAGAUUUCAUUCCAACAGUAAUCCGAUACGAAAUGAAUCCGGUAUUGCGUUAAAGGCCCUUAAAUAUUCUUUGGAUUUAAUAGACAGAAAGUGGAUUAAUUACACGAGUGACGUUGUACAAAGGUUUCAGUCAGCACAAAAAGCUUUGUGAUCUUUACAGGGAUAUAUAUGUUGAAAUACCGCAAAUUUUACAACCACAGAGCCUUUUGAUCGUUAGGACAGCUAUCUAAACAAGCUUUACCAAAAGUUUGAGUCAAUUGAGAACGAAAUGUCUCCCACCCACUUUUUGAGAUCUGCUCAAAUGUGCCUGGCCCUCUCUUUAUUAAAUCAUCUUGACUUGUAGGCCUAUCUCAGUAUCUUAAGUUGCCCAAUACAUUUUUGCAACUCGAUAACGUACAUUUUUAUAUUUUCCAAUUGAUAUGUUAGUGUUAUAAAAAUAAGAAGACAGCCUCUCGCAGCUGUCUUAAAGAAAAGUAGAAAGAUGCUGAAAUUAGUCACUUUGGGAUUCUAACAAGGAAAGCCCAGUCCUCUUGUCACCUAGCACUUACUAUUGAUCGAAUUUAUAGAUUCACUUACUAUUGAUCGAAUGAACUGAAUAAACAGUGACGACUGUCUGUGUAUCUUAGAAAACCUGUAUUCAUCUCGCACUGUAUUUCAAAAGACAACUAAAUAUUAAUGUUUACAAGCCUUAUUUCUGUUUUAACAUACAAUAAAAACGUUCGCUCUGACGUCAAACAGUGUUGCUUCGGGGGAUUUUUACUGGUACCAUUGUGAAAUUCUAUCAAUGCUUGUAAACAUACAGGCAACAGUUCGCAUUUAUAAGGAAACCACUUAGCCGAUUUAGAAUGGCAGCCCUGAAUAAGAUCUUAUUGGAGCGCACCAUAGCAAUCAAAUGACCUCUUUUUCUUCCCUUGACCGCGCAGUUUGGUGAAUAAAUGAAAGCUAAUCGCUUUUUAGCGUUUCAGGGAAAGUAUAAUUGGGAUCUCAUGUUUUUUUUGGUCAUAGGAAUGGAAGAUGAUAUUGCAAUGUAAAUAGGUUUAAAGCUGGAUUCAAAACUAGAUCUUUUCCUUUGAACUGGAAUAUUCAAAUUCAUUAAGGCUGAGAUGUGUUGCAUUUUAAGCAAGAUUGAUAGACAAUUUUAUGCAAUUAGCUACGGUAGCAGACAUGCUGGAAAGUUAGUGAAAAGAGAACGUUGUCACUCUCUGGUCUUGCAAUCAUGACCUUCUCUGAUAAUCGUUAAAGAAACAUCAAAUUUUCCUUUGCUAUAGCAAGUGUUCUUAUCAGGGACUGAUUUAGCAGGGGGUGUAGGGGGUGUGACACCCCUCCCAAUAUUUCUGUGUUAUUUGCUUCCAUUCGGUAAUAAUCAUUUUUUGGUAGUCUGUAGAAACAAAUGAACGCCAAGAUUUAACAUUAUUUAUCUUCUUAUCUGUUAAAAACGGGCGUUUCCGUCAUUUUCCAGUGACCUGAAGGGUGUGGUACCAAAAUUAUCUAACACCCACCCCAAUCAUUGUUGCUUAAAUUCUUUCCUGGUUCUUAUCUGUAAAAAUUUAGAAUAGCAAGGCGGAAUUUGUGUAAAGGCUUGAAACUUGGCCUAAGCAAAGUUCAUAAUUCUGCAACAUGAUAGAUAAUUAAAAGGUAAAUUUGAUAAUUUCAUUAAAAAAUUGCCAAAUUGUUAGUCCAAUCUUGUUUUCUUUUUCAAAUGUGUUCUUCACUUUAGAUAUUGUUUUAUAGCUUUCAAGCAAAUUAGCCAAUUAAUACCCGAUUGGAUGUCAAGUCAAUUAGCUUUUUUUGAAUACGUUUUAUGUAGCCAGUAUUUAAUACUGAAAAAAUCAGUCAAAUUUUAGACAUCAAGUUUAGGAAAACUUUUUUGAUAUAUGCCCCUUUAAGUACUCGUUCGUCGAGAGGAAGUUUGAAGAAAGUGCGUAAACUAAACAUUUUGCUUGGGUUGUAUUGUAAGCUUAUGUAAUGAUUUUUAUAUAUAAUUGUUUAUCUUUGUAUCAAUGAUAAUUAAGGAUCAUCUAAAGACCUUUAUUUCACUUUCAACAUUCUUUAGAGACCCUAACAGUUUACUUUGCUUUCUUUUGUGAAGUCAAUGGGCCACAUCGCUGAUUAUUACCUAAUGACAGAAAAUUAAAUCUUUUAUUAGAUAUCAGUUUUUCAUCCGUUUCAUUCUUUGAUCUUAUCUUUAUCAAUUUUCUAUUGAAAAUAGCGUUAUUGAAAUUCCCCUUGCCCGUGCUUUCCUUUUUCUAGGUUGCAUUCCUGAAUUGGAGACUUUGAAAUGAAUGGACUAAAGACGUCAAUAAAACCACGUUAAACGUGUCACAAUGAUUCCUAGAGCCCAAACCCCUGUAAACUGACUUUAGGAAAACUAUCCCCUUUUCACAAAGUCCUUAUCAAUUCUCUUUGUCCGAGACUUAAAAAGCUUCCUAUGAAGAGAAAUCUGCUCUAAAUAACUUAUAAUCGAACAACUUUAGUAUAAAGCAUAUCGCAAGAAUUUCUUUGCUGUUUUCAACAAAAUUCAUCAACCUGAGGUUGACUUUGCAUUUCAAACCGUAACGAUCAAGUCGAAUUUUUCACCCGUCUAUUUGUAUAUUCAGUACCAGUUAUUUAUUCGGUGUAUUGUUUUGUUGAUUUUUCGGCAACACUCACCACCUGUAUGUUCCAGCAAGUAGACAAUAGCUAUCCAGUUGAUAAUAUGUUUUGUUUGGUCUAUUUAGCAAGUCUUGCAUUUGCAAAAGGUCCCUUUCAAAUGCUGAGAUAAGACGAAGCUUUGGGGCUGUCUGAAAAUGUUGGCAGUCGUUUUGCGAAAAUGAGUGUCUUUAGCGAUCACGGACGACAACAGUUAUUAAAGCUGAAACAUAUAUCAUCUGUUUUUAAUGGAAAAAUGGAAAAGAUGACAAUAGAUGAUCAUAGAUCACACUCAGAGAGCUUGAAAGGAAACAUCUCACAUUCUUAUGCUGAGCACAGCAGCGAGCCAGAGAAAUAUGAAGAACAGAAUGGUGUAGAGCUCAGCCAUGCUGGGCAUGAUGAUGACUCUUCCAAAAGUUUACCACCUUUAGAUAAGAGACAUGAGCAUGAUUAUUUGAUGGAGCAAGGUUCCGAAUCAACACUGAAAGAUAGAUAUGGAAAGCCAAAGCAGCAUGGUACAUUGUGGGAACCUCCCAUUGUUUUUAUAAAUACAGAAAUGUCUGUCCCAAAGUCAAGUCCCAACAUGAAGUCAUUAGAAUCAUCUGUUAUGGAGCAUAGAUUUCAUGAGCACCAACCACCACCUUCACCUAAAAGCCAAAAGACUCCUUGUCAAUGCUGCCAUCCAGAACCACUUCAUUAUAGGCAUCAGUCAGAGGCAAUAGCAAGGCAUCACACGUCUUCAGGCAGUCACCAUCUUGCUUAUGAAACUGACCGCCACCAUGAAGUCUUUUAUAUUCCAGUGGAUGGAGAUGAUAGAAAUUCCCAUUAUCAGGUUAGACAUCCUUGUAACUGCAGCUCCUGUCAGAAGGGAAGAGUUGAAAGCAUACCAUCAAGUAAUUCUCAUAUUGUUAAAGAAGCUAGAAGAGAACUGCCAUGCAAUGAUUCUUUGAGGUCACUACUUCCAGACUCAGUACCCCGUGUGAUGUCCCCUACAAGGAGUUCCUCUCUCACGAAUGGCUACUUAGAACAUGUUACAAGUCCAAGUGACGGCAAGCCCAAACGGCAUGAUAUGAAAAACGGAGCUGAAGAGUCCCAAGUCAUAAGCAGACUGUUUAAAGAUGGGAAAUGCCAAUGGCCAAGUUGUGACAAGAGAUUCCAAGACAAGAGAGAAUUCAUUCUGCAUUUAAAUGGUACCCAUGUGCUCGACGAAAAUGGUGCUUCCCAAGCACGAGUUCAAGGUUACGUUGUAAAAGAUCUGGAGGAGAGGCUGGCUGUCGAGCGGGGAAAAUUAUCUGCUAUCUUGGCUCAUUUACAGUUUGCUCACGACAAGGAUGAUAUCAGGGCAGCCUCGGUUCCACGGAUUAUCUCACCACCGACCUCAAGCUCAAAUCCGCUGAUGAUGGUCUUACCUCAUAAUCAACCGUCUCACCAUGGAUCCGUGAGGUCGUUUCAUUCAGACAGACGAGAGGAUGUUGAGCGCCAUUCGUCUAGCCACCACUCAAGAACCGCUCUAACAUCACCCCAUGGUCACCGAAGCGAACAUGUAUCCCCAUCCUCAUCAACAGGUGCUCCCCCACACCUACAUGCGUCUCCGCAUGGCAUAAUACAACAGCAUACUCCUCAUGUACACCAUCACUCGGUGCACCACCCACAGCCUCAUUAUCAUAUGCCGCCUCACUAUCACGUUCGGCCUCCAUUUCAAAUGAGGAGCUAUAUUUCUGGUCAUGGAAACACGUCUGCGAUGAAAGAAGAGCGUAUUGAUGGAGCUGCAGGGAGUGAAGAUAAAGUUAUUUCAAUGAAAGACGACCAGCGGAACGUAGAACGCAAAUUUCAGCCACUUGAUGCCGGUAUUCAUAAUCAAGCACCGAAUGAUGUUUCAGUCAAUCGAUCAUCGCCGUAUCAUCCAGUAAGAAGACGGGGUGAAGCGGCAGCUAUGAUUGACAUAGGUGAAGGGCGUGAAGCAGCCAAGCCUAAAAGAAGGGGAGAAAGCACAACAGUUGUUGACAUAGGCGAAGAGCUGAAAACUAAAGGACACAUUUUUCAAGACCCUGAUGUUAGACCACCUUACACGUAUGCAUCCUUAAUACGACAAGGAAUUCUUGACUCUGCUAAUGGUGAACUGACUCUAAACGAUAUUUACAAUUGGUUCAUGAAGCAUUUUGCCUACUUCAGAAAGAACACCAGCACGUGGAAGAAUGCUGUGCGACAUAACCUUUCACUGCAUAAAUGCUUUGUCAGAAAAGAAAAUUUCAAAGGUGCAGUAUGGACUGUUGAUGAUGAAGAAUUUUUUAGGAGACGAAUGACAAAGCCAGGAUUACCAAAACGGGAAUAUUACAUGGCUGAAGGAUACGAGGGAGAGGAAUGGAACGCAGACCCACCACCCAGCAUGGUCAUGGAUAAUGGGAUGCGAAAACGAGGCAUGGAUGAGAUUUCCAAUGAUUCAUGGGAACAUGGCAGUCCUUCGUGUAAAAAGUCGGCCGAUACCCCAAAUGAAACUGGGGAUGAUACUGUAGCACCACUAGUCAAAUUCUGCGAAAAUAUCAAUGGACUUCCAUCUCAGAUUGUCCCUAUUAAAGAGGAACCAACUGAUGAAGACCCCAAUUCAGAACAAAGAGCAUAUAAGCAUGAAAGUUCAAACGGACAGUUUAGUUUUACUAGUGAAUCGCUGGUAGAAGAUAGGAAUUAUUCACCCAGAAUACACAGUCCAUUGAGGAAGAGCUCUGAGGCAAAUGUCAUUUCAUCUGAAAGUUGAGGCAGAGGGAUGCAAAUUAAGGUGAACAGCAUCACCAGUUAAGGUGAACAGCUUCGCGGGUUAAGGUGAACUGUUUCUGUUGUGUUUAAUUAUUUCUCGCAUGAAAUGCGUUGGUGCUUCGGUUUAUGUUUUAAAACAUUGCUAGGUUAUCUUGAAAAGAGCAAAUACUUGUAGCAAAAAAGGUUAGGCCGGAUUUUUGUACAGAACUAUCUUGAAUUAGAAGAUGAAAUUUAUACGUGCAUCAGCGAUGAGUAUUUUAGUAGCAGUUUGUAGCUUCGUAGUUUGUAGCAAGCCUUUCUUAGGGUUGUUAUAGGACCCGCGGUCACAACCCUUUUUCACGUAAUGUACUUAUAAAAUUGGUUGUUAUAAGAGCUAUUUAAAAUGGCACAAAAGUAUAUGAUUUUAUUGCAUUUUGUUCUGCUCGUUGGGUCACUGAAACUGUUGGCCGUAAUGGGACCUAUAUAAGCGAUUCUUGACUUUAGUUUCUUGCAGUCUUUGCCGUCGAUGAAAAUAUGCUUACGUCAUACUUUUCCACGCUAUUAAAUGGUAUAGCAACCUUUUACAGAUUUUGUUUAUUAUCGAAGAUAAUAAUAGCUUAGCCUUUAAUUUCUCUGAUCAAAACUAUUUGAACCCAAAAUGCUGAACAUAAAGGUUAAUACGCCUUUUAAUAUUUCCUUUUGUUUUCUACUAAAACCACUUCACGCUUUGAACCAACGGUGUUUAUCGUAGACAUGUAGGCCUUUCUUCUGCAGCCCUCGUCCGCGAGAAUUCUUGGAGAAGGACCCAGUCGUUUUAAAUAGGCGUCUACACCAUGAAAUGCAGUUCAAAAUUGCAACCAUGAGUCUAAUUCCUAGCUUCGGAGUUUGACUACUUUAAUUAAUCGCAGACGGUUCGCAAAAGCAUUUUGUUUUAGAUAUUUUUGAGAAACCUUUCUUUUUAAAAUAUUGCAUUCGCUUUCAAAGAUAAGUGAAGCAUCCCGAGUAUCUUAUCCUUCAAGGUUCUGAAUAUUUUGAUAGUAUGAUAGUUGUGUAUUCCUUUAUAAUUAUGAUUAUGUUGAUUGUCAGUAUUUUACUAGAAACAAAUUAUAAAGUAUUAUUGAUUGAAAUCGUUUGUUUAUGGCAACAACUUGACUUUAAUUGCACAUAAUUGUAAUCUACCGUUAUUGAUUAUUGAGUCAAGCUUCGAUUCGGCCUAUGUUGCCAUUUGUAAGGUCUAGUCCGUAUGUAAUUCACUGUUGAUUAGAUUAAAAACAUUGUAAAUGUUCGGGUGAUUGACAGCUGCAUGGCGUAGUUUAAGCCUUCUCAGCGACGAUACCCUCCGCACUGUUCCCCGCUGCAGUGGCAAUGCUACCCAUUUCACCUUUUGUGAAAUUUAUUGUGAAAUCAGACAACUGAAGACUGAGUUUAGCGUUUUCUUUUGACAUUUUUAUUGAAUUCAUUAAUGUUUAAGGACUAAAUUGAUUUAAAUGAUUUACAAGGUUAAUAUUGUGGAAAACUGGACAAAGUUAAAGUAAAUCCGUAGCCACCAUAUAUUAGAUCUUCUUGCGGCAUAUCUUUGAGUUUCUAAGAAGGGGGUUGAGAAUCUCAAUGCCAACGGACCAUGGAAACAUUCGGCAUUUGCCACAGCACUUGUCUCUUAAAAAUUCGAUUAUAUUAUUUUUGUGGAGCUGGCAUAGAAAAUAUUAAUUCUAGUCUACUGACUUGUAUAAGUUUUAUUAUUUGUUCUAAAGUGAUCAUUAAAAUAUGUAUCCCAAACGUUUUCUCUAAGAUCUGACGUCAUCGCCACGAGGCCUAAUCUACGUUCAUGCAGCGUUCUAACAGUAGUUGUAGAGUGUAACAAAAUAUUUUAAAUCUAAGAAUGGCUUAGCACCAUAAAAAUGUUCCAAAAUCUUUGUUACUAAGGUGUAUGUAUUGAGAAGACAAAACUUAUUAAAAUAAGGGUUUUCUUCCAUUCGUGUGUUUUUUUGAUGUAGCAUUUAAGAUUAAUCUUCAGUCAUUUGUUUGAUUUUAGAAGAGCCUUAACCCUCAGCAUGAAUAAAAAAGAAAAAUAUAACGACCUUUCUCACAGAUAAAUUCUGCCCUUAGAAUGUCCUAAAACAAUGCAAAAUUUUGCAACAGCGUUAACGUACUGUUUUAUCUUUUCAGUGUUAUAUUUCUUUCAACAUAAUCACAAAGGAUGUUAUUGUCCAAAAGAUAGCAUCUGCAAUCUCCAAGGUUGCAAACGAUAAGGACCUCCCAUAAGAAAACCUACCAACCUCGAAUCAGAUAGGAAAAUCCCAUGUGUUAAUGAUAAUAUAAAACUGUUUUUAUCUUUUAAUGCUGAGGCCAAGGAGGAAGUAGAUUUAAGAUUCGUCAUCUCUCGGAAUGCCCUAGGUAUUUUGGUGUUAUUGUAUGUUCUAAGUAACGUAAUUACGUAUUGUCAUUCAGUACUUUUUUCGUACAACCUUAGACAACAUAGCCUUGAAACGCCCCUCUGCAGUGGCGGCGCCAGUGUUAUUAUGCACACCCUUUUGCUGUGGCGGUGCCAGCUAUUACAAAGUGGGAGGGUAAUGGGCUUGGCCAAUGAGACCACGCUUUGUAUCAGGAUAACAUUCCUUAGGUCUACCCCUGCCCAAUGCUUUUCAAUCUGUUUUUAGAAGAAGUAUGUAGACCAUGUUUUCAGAAUAGUGAGGGGUAAUUACCCCCCAUGCCACCCCUUGGCGCCGCCACUGCCUUUUUGAAACAACGCGAAGAAAGUGAAGAAAGAUCGAAGAUAUGUAUGGGGACUGGAAAUGUCCAACGUCUCAGCAAGAAAACAGUUCAUACUGAAAUCGUUUACUACUCUUGCUCAUAAGGUCAACUGUAUCAAGCGUCUUUCCUAAUGGACUGCCCUCUUUUAUUUAUAUGACGUCAUUGUUAAGAACAUACGUAUGUACUUUAUGUAACUUCUCUGCAGAGCAGAUUGCCUGUUAACCUUAUGUUGACUGAGUUUAGCGCCACCCUUUUUCCAAAACUUCUCGAUUACAUUACCUUACCCUUCUAGCUCAAAGCUUUGUUCUCUUAUCUAUUUAGUUUUUUACUGGGUGUGUUUAAGAUAUGGGCAUGGCCUAGAGUUUUUAAGUACAAUUAUCAAUGUAAUGAUAUCAACAAAGAAUGAAACAAAGUUUGCCUUU
This is a messenger RNA of Rhopilema esculentum, 8698 nucleotides long. RefSeq lists its product as uncharacterized. NCBI's taxonomy places the organism in Eukaryota, Metazoa, Cnidaria, Scyphozoa, Rhizostomeae, Rhizostomatidae. Gene Ontology annotation, cellular component: nucleus. Gene Ontology annotation, molecular function: DNA-binding transcription factor activity, RNA polymerase II-specific; RNA polymerase II cis-regulatory region sequence-specific DNA binding. Gene Ontology annotation, biological process: regulation of transcription by RNA polymerase II. The record is from RefSeq and is a predicted model, not a curated record.